This is a messenger RNA of Anoplophora glabripennis (Asian longhorned beetle), 1398 nucleotides long. RefSeq lists its product as uncharacterized. The transcript is spliced from 2 exons. The coding region runs from base 163 to 1365 and encodes 400 amino acids. The record is from RefSeq and is a predicted model, not a curated record. NCBI's taxonomy places the organism in Eukaryota, Metazoa, Arthropoda, Insecta, Coleoptera, Cerambycidae.
UCAAAUUGUAAUAUUUUAAAGUCACAAAUCUACCAUACUUCUAUGUACAAUUACUUAAGGACCACCCUGUAUAUCAGCAGAUAUGAUAAGAUAGGAGAGCUUUUUUAGACUUACGUCAGUCGUGAUUGUACGCGACGCCGUGCGAUACCAAAAACAAAAUAAAUGUCUAACGAUAUUCACCCACAAGUCCGCCAGACGUUGGAACAAUUGCUCAACGGAGGUGAAGGCGAUUUGGAGAUAGUUUCCCAUGACCCUAAUAAGAAGGGCGAAGGGUUCUCGGGAGCUAUUGUUUUCGUGACAUUACGAGAUAAAAGAACUCGCAAUGAGCUCAACGUUAUUGUGAAGCAAGCUUACAGAGGGCCCUCGGUCAGGGAGUUGCUGCAGAGGGAUGUUUUCAUUAAUGAGACAUAUUUUUACACAAAGGUUUGGUCCAGGCUGGAUAAAUUCCAAGAACGCAUUCCGGAGAAGUGCCGCUUCCAGAAAGUACCCAAAUGUUUAGCUUCGGAUUCGAACGAGAGCAUUAUGUUCUUAGUUAUGGAGAACUUGAAAUUGCAGCAUUUCCACAAUCACGUGAAGAAAGUGCUCUUAGACAGGGAACAUUACGAACUUAUUUUUAAGGAAUACGGGAAAUUUCACGGUAUAUCCUUCGCCUAUAAAGCUUUACACCCUGAAAAGUACGUAGAAAUGGCAGAAGGGUUGGUAAACAUGUAUUCGAUUCUAGCCAAGAAACACUUUUAUCAAAAUAGCAUAAAGUAUGCUUAUGAAAUUUGUGCUGAAAGCCUUCAACCAGGAGUAGACGAUGCUGUGAUCGAAAAGUUACGACACUAUCUUCAAAAUUAUAAAGGAAUAUUCUUAGAAAUUGCAGAAGCUGAAACAAAAUAUGCUGUUAUUACUCAUGGGGACUGCUGGAGUAGUAACAUGAUGUUUAAGUAUAACGAUUCCAAAAAGGUGACGGAUGUAAGGUUUUUCGAUUUUCAAUUUGCCAGAAGCGCUUCUCCUUGUUGCGACCUCUCUUAUUGUCUUUACUCGGGAGCAUCGAAGGAAGUCUUGAAGGAUCUGGACUAUUUACUCCAAAUUUACCACGAUAGUUUAUCCGAAACCCUCAAGCAAUUUGGAUGUGACUCUGAUAAACUUUUUCCUAUGCAGGCACUGAAGGAGGAUUGGAAGAGAUUUUGCAAGCUAGCGCUAACCAUGUCGCUGAUGGUUUGGAGAGUGAAAUUCGUAUACGAGGAAGAAUGGAAGGACAAUACCGAUGAAGCAAUUAAUGUCCAAGAACAGAUAAUACAGUCAGGCUACGAUGAAACCGCGUUCAACAAAACUGUUAGAGAUUUGCUCUAUCACUUACAUGAAAAUGAUUUUUUGUAAAAUUAAACAAAAUAAAUUGUUAAAAUAACCAAU